CAAAAGUGCACCAUCUACAGUCUGGCGUCACGGCGUAGCCGGCGUGCCCAGCUGCGCCGGGCGCGCUCGGCGCCGCCGGCGCGGAGAUAGAACAUGUUCUAUUUCACGCGGCUGCCGCUAGACCAGAAUGCACUGCGCGCUGUAGGGGCAGCGGGCAGAAAGGCAAAAUGGCGGCUUGUGGCGCUCGCAGUGAAAGUGCGGCUGUGGUUUUCACAACGUCCGUGGACGAUGACAGCGCAAGUGAGGAUGCACUUAUUGAACGCCUGCUGGAAGGAAUUCGCAGCCAUCCAUGUGUGUAUGAUGUGAAACGAAUGGACUACCGCGACACUGAGCGGAAGAACAACGCAUGGGAAGCUAUACGAAAGCAGUGCGGUCUCGCCACAGGUAAGCUGCAUUUCACAUUCAUUUUUAGUUAUAGCGGACAGUUGUCGCAGUGUAGCUUGUCCAAUUCUUGUCGCCCUUUUUUCUGCGUUAGUUGACCAGUGCCUGAAAUUAUGGAAGAGGCUGCGAGACCGUUUCAACCGAGAAAGAAAGUUAAUCGAGCAGACGAAGAGGAGCGGGUCCGGGUAUGUAGCCAAGCGCACGUGGGAGUUCCUCUCCGCAAUGGAAUUUUACAAGGACUGCGGGCGUAUGAGACCAACCGUAUCGAACGUGCGUGCUUCACAAGAAGGAGCGACCAGCCAGGACAGCACGGCGGAGGAGCUGCUGAAUACCAUGUGCGGCACCGCCAGUGUGUCUCCGUUGCCCUCUGAGGACAGCUUCGACCAGGAGCAAGCAGGCCAAGCGGACCAGUACAGCGUUGAACUGGUUUCUCUACAGGCUGAUCGACGCACUUGUGUUGGGACAGUGCCUUCAAGUGUUCCGAAAAAGCGCAAAAAGAAUGAUGAUUUUGACCAGCAGCUUCUGAGCCACCUAAAGGAAAAAAUGACAGAAAAUGAGGCAUUUGGCCUUUCUAUCGGUUUGACAUUGGACAGGCUGGCCAAGCAAGUAGCAGCUAAGUGCAAAGCACGGUUAAUGGAGGUAAUUGCAGAGUUUGACAUUUAAUCUCUUAAAAAUAUGCAGCAGCUACCUUCAUUGAUCCUGUUAACUCAUGUUAAAAAAACGGGACAGCAGUACGUAGUUCUUUUUCUUAUACAAUGAGUCUGCAGAAGCACUGUACCAUAAUUUUUAUCCCGUUGCAUUUAUCAAGAAGCGCGAGAGUGCUGUUGUUUACCAAGAGCGUAGUUGCAGCUGUAUUGACGUUUGCAUUUCUACCCUAAAUUUAAGCAAGUGUUCAUGUGCCUUCAGAUUUCAUUCAAAUCAAUUUUUUAUAGUAGCAUAAUUGAUUACUUUCCCAUUUGUUAUGAAACGUAGCCAUGCUGC
Molecule: messenger RNA, 1362 nt
Organism: Dermacentor silvarum
Lineage: Eukaryota; Metazoa; Arthropoda; Arachnida; Ixodida; Ixodidae
Exons: 2
Coding region: 604-1044 (146 amino acids)
Source: RefSeq, a predicted model, not a curated record